AUAAGACUGGAAUGUAAUUACGUUUACUCGCUUCACAGCCGUAUCUGCAUCCAGCGGUUGAGAGAAGCCCCCAGGUUGUCGGAGAGUUUUUCUUCCGUUGGAUUCACGUCAGGCAAAACACGCCGCUGUAUCUUAGUACGUCAAACCCACAGCCUAACGCUCCAGAUGGCGGCUCGCAAUAUUUGAGUCAAGCUUGCCGUCCAUACUCUGUAGAGAUGCAUGAAUGUUAACGACGUCUGUGAAUGGUGCGAUAUUCAAUAUCUCGUGGGCGGAAAGAUUUGUCAGGGGCGGCAGGAGGAUUAAGCAAAGGUUUUGCUGAAUUUAAGCUUAAUUAAAGAAAGAUCUUGGCGCCAAAGUGCUCCAAGAAAGGAAGCGUUGCAUCUUAACCAGAAUAUUUCGUGAUGGCCGGCGCCGUUGCGGCAUCUCAGUUGCCGUCUUUGAACUUAAAUCGGCGUGGCCUAGGGUUUAACGUUACGGGGGUUUCAUUUCGGACAGACAUUUGCCCCAAGGUUAGCUUUUCGUCACUUGAAGCAUUCGGCGUCUCGGGAGAUGCUAGUGUUUGUCGUUUUAGAAGGGAAAAUGUGGUGAGUAGGUGCGAAAGCCGAAGUACAGCAGUGGUCGAGAAGACAGGUAGUGGAAAGAAGAAGAACGAGGAGCAACAGUUGAGUUGCGUCAUGAAAUUUGGUGGCUCUUCGGUCGCAUCAGCUGACAGAAUGUUGGAAGUUGCUGAUUUGGUUCUCAGUUUUCACGAUGAAAGGCCUGUUAUUGUUUUAUCUGCCAUGGGAAAGACAACUAAUAAACUCCUCCAGGCCGGGGAGAAGGCUGUCACCUGUGGUGUAGCAAAGGUCCCUGGAAUUGAGGAAUUAGCAUUCAUAAAGAAUCUACAUUUACGCACUAUUGAUGAGCUUGGAGUUGACCAGUCAACUAUAUCAGAGCUGUUGGAGGAGUUUGAGCAACUUCUGACUGGAAUUGCAUUAAUGAAAGAAUUGACUCCUCGUACAAAAGAUUAUCUAGUUUCUUUUGGGGAACGCAUGUCAACAAGGAUUUUUGCAGCUUACCUGAACAAGAUUGGUGCAAGAGCUCGGCAGUAUGAUGCUUUUGACAUUGGAUUCAUUACAACUGAUGAGUUCACAAAUGCUGAUAUUUUGGAGGCAACUUAUCCUGCUGUGGCAAAAAGAUUACAUGGUGACUGGCUAAAGGAUCCGGCAAUUCCCAUAGUGACUGGUUUCCUUGGAAAGGGUUGGAAAACCUCUGCUGUCACCACCUUGGGUAGAGGUGGGAGUGACCUAACUGCAACAGCUAUAGGCAAAGCUUUAGGCUUGAGGGAGAUUCAGGUAUGGAAGGAUGUGGAUGGAGUACUGACAUGUGAUCCUAACAUCUAUUCUAAGGCAGAGCCUGUACCAUUUUUGACCUUUGAUGAAGCGGCAGAACUUGCUUACUUUGGUGCCCAGGUUUUGCAUCCACAAUCAAUGCGGCCUGCAAGAGAGGGUGAGGUUCCUGUAAGGGUCAAGAAUUCUUACAAUCCACAAGCUCCAGGCACACUUAUCACUAAAACCAGAGAUAUGAGCAAGGCAUUGCUGACAAGCAUAGUGUUGAAGCGCAAUGUUACAAUGCUUGACAUUGUAAGCACACGCAUGCUAGGUCAAUUUGGGUUUCUUGCAAAGGUAUUCUCUAUAUUUGAAGAACUGGGUAUAUCAGUUGAUGUUGUUGCUACUAGCGAAGUCAGCAUAUCGCUCACAUUGGACCCAUCAAAGAUUUGGAGUAGAGACCUCAUCAAGCAGGCAAGACCUCAUCAGGAAUUGGAUCGAAUGAUUGAAGAACUUGAAAAAAUCGCUGUUGUGCAUCUUGUUCAGAAUAGGUCUAUUAUAUCUUUAAUUGGAAAUGUUCAACGUUCCUCUCUCAUACUGGAGAAGGUAUUCUGUGUGCUUAGGUCCAACGGAGUAAAUGUACAGAUGAUUUCUCAAGGAGCAUCUAAGGUAAAUAUUUCUUUGAUUGUUAAUGACUGUGAGGCAGAACAGUGUGUCAAGGCUCUUCAUGAUAAAUUCUUUCAUCAAGAUGUUCUUUUGGAAAUUGGAACACAUGGCAAUGGAAGCUGCCAGUCUUGAACAACAAAAAACAUUCGCCACUUGCAUAAAUGUUUGCUGGCAGUGUAAUCCUAUAAAGAAUGGCUUGAAUUUUUGACUUGUAGAGUCUUCUGCAGAAGCAACAAUGCUUAGGGAGGAACAUAUUUGAAAGUUUUCCAUAACUUGAUGACAGUUUGGAAGUAUUCCUUUAAAUAUCAUUAUUGACUGUGCACUUCGUUGGCAUCAGACAAAUUUUUUGGAACAUAAUAUGUUCAAUCUGAGUUAGCAGAAGCCAGGUGAGUACUUACUGGGGUAGUUCGAAGGAAUUUGAUCUGCGGUGUAUGAAUAAUAUUCCAUUUUAUUGAGGAAUAUUAUUACUUGUCAAUUACCUGAAGCUCAUUCUUAUUCAUUCAUAGUGUAUUAUGGCAGAAAGUAUGAACAUCCAUGAUGUAGAUGAAAUUGUUGCUUUGCAUACCUUAAUAUUGUGUUGUAUUCUCUUUAUUAAGGCUUGGCCAACAAUAUUACUAGCAAUUUUAGUAUUAACGCUAA
Cryptomeria japonica (Japanese cedar) is the source of this 2612-nucleotide messenger RNA. RefSeq names its product aspartokinase 2, chloroplastic. The coding region runs from base 402 to 2105 and encodes 567 amino acids. Gene Ontology annotation, biological process: amino acid biosynthetic process. The transcript is spliced from 15 exons. Gene Ontology annotation, molecular function: aspartate kinase activity. The record is from RefSeq and is a predicted model, not a curated record. NCBI's taxonomy places the organism in Eukaryota, Viridiplantae, Streptophyta, Pinopsida, Cupressales, Cupressaceae. Gene Ontology annotation, cellular component: chloroplast stroma.